ACACAUCGCCAUUUUUCCAUAGUCAUUACCAACACUUUCAACAGAAAGCAACACUCUUUAACCAUGUUUAAGUUAAUUUACUUGAUUCUCACAAUUUGUUUAACCAUCAAUUUCUCAUCACAAUCAGAGAAGAAGAGCUUAAAGGUUCAUGUAACCAAAAAGGCCAUCUUUAAUGUUUCCAUCGAUGGUGUCCCUAAAGGAUCAAUAACUAUUGGUUUGUUUGGCGAUGCUGCUCCAAGAACCGUUAAAAAUUUUGCUGCUUUGGCUAGUAAAGAAGGUUUUAAUGGUUUGAGCUACAAAGGAAGUACCUUUCAUCGAAUCAUUCCUGAUUUCAUGAUCCAAGGAGGUGAUAUAACUGAAAAGGAUGGCUCUGGAUCGAUCUCAAUUUAUGGAAAGUAUUUUGAGGAUGAAAAUUUCAAAAUAAAUCACAGUGAAGCGGGAUUGAUUUCAAUGGCAAAUGCUGGUAAAGAUACAAAUGGAUCGCAGUUUUUCAUUACAACUGUGGUUACAGAUUGGUUGGAUGGUAAACACACUGUUUUUGGUAAGGUUUUGGAUGGAAUGGAUGUUGUUAAAGCAAUUGAACAGUUGGCCACUGACAGUGAGGAUAAACCAUUCACAGAAGCAAAAAUUGUUGAUUCAAUGGUUAUUGAUGCUGAUGAAAUGAUCAUCUUAAGCCAGUGAAAAUUAACUGAAUAGUUCAACAGAUCUAAAUAUUUAUCAAUUGAUGUACUUUUUUCAUAUUUUAUAACGAAACUGAAAUUUGUUUAUUGUUUGAACCCAGACUGUUGUUAUUGUGCACAUUAACUUGUAAAGAUACUUCUUACUUUACAAGUUUAUUUGAAUGAAGGACAAUUUGUUGUCGAUACCAAUCAAACUUUGAUUAUUAUAUGAAUUAAACGAAAUCGACACUUAUAUUUGAUUUCAGAAA
Tetranychus urticae (two-spotted spider mite) is the source of this 928-nucleotide messenger RNA. Its product is annotated as peptidyl-prolyl cis-trans isomerase B. The record is from RefSeq and is a predicted model, not a curated record. Gene Ontology annotation, molecular function: peptidyl-prolyl cis-trans isomerase activity; cyclosporin A binding. Gene Ontology annotation, cellular component: cytoplasm; intracellular membrane-bounded organelle. Lineage: Eukaryota; Metazoa; Arthropoda; Arachnida; Trombidiformes; Tetranychidae. Gene Ontology annotation, biological process: protein peptidyl-prolyl isomerization; protein folding.